AUGGUCGCCACAGAGGGGCUCAACUUCGUACUGAACGGGAGCGUGACCGUGAGCACCACCUUCUCCUCUUUCUGGCUCACCACCAACGUCACCACCACGAUCAGCGGGGCCUCACUCACCCUGCUCAACGCCGGCUUGACCGUGGGGAGUGGUGGUGAGCUCAUCCAGGCGGCCCCACUCUAUCUUCGCAUUCCCGCUUCCUAUAUAGGGGUGCGGCUAGCCCAAGGCGCAACGUGGCGGCAGGAGAGCUCGGUCGAGGCGCUGGUAAGUGAGGCACCGCCUGGUGGAGGGUCCCAACCUACGAUCACUGCCGCAGCUGACGCCAGAUGGCACCAAAACGCUGACGUGGAUAUCGUCAACGCCUCUACGGGGGUCUUUCUGAACAGUGCUGUGCUGUGGGACCAGACCGGGUUUGCUAAUGUCAGUUGUGGCUGCUACGCCGCGGUGUACCUGAAUUCCGGCGCCACUUGGCAGCAGCGCGCCAACGCAUCCAUUUCGACCCGUAUCACCGAGGUCCAGUGGAUACAACAAGCCUACACCCACAUUUCCUGGACUGGGUCCGCUGGUUCCUACACAGCGAUGUCUCCUUCGCCCACGCCAUCCGCCACUCCGUCCCCGGUCAUCCAGACGGCUUCGAACGUCACAAUUGCCAAUGCACUCGCGCUCCAGUUCUACCAGAGCGUGCCCGCCGUCAACCUCGUCCCCAAGGUGGAGAGUGGUGGCCAAGACCAGCAAGUUCUGCGCAAAGAGGAGGCGGUGGUCGUCACCCUCGGGUCCAUCACCGAAGUCGGGCCUGCCGCCGAGGUCCGCCAAACUGCGAUCAUUGAUGCGGGCGUCUGGACUACGUUUGCCGACACCCGCUAUGGCGCGAGCCAAUCGUUCGUCUUCACGGCUCCGUUGCACAUCAACUCCCACACCUCCGAGCCCGCCGGCCAACUCCAACUGCGCUACUUCCUAUUCGACCUGCCCACCAACAUCUCCUUCAUCGACGCCAACACCUCUUCACCCGCCGGCCCGGUCGAUCCGCUCCUGAUCACGCCCGACCUGGCCAAGAUGUCGGUCGCCCUUCAGGUCUGGCCGUGGCUACCGCAGGCCGAAGGCGACCACCACGAGCUGGUCCUGCGCUUCACCAUCAGCCCUCCAUUCACGUCGUUCGUGCGCCGCAACGACACGCCGCAGGCGGGAAUCACCACGUUCGAGCUGUCGGGCCAGCACGCGGGCGAGGUCACCACAACGCUGCGCCUGGUGGACGUAGUCGAGCUCGACGGCCAGGCGGUGCUCGGCCCGGCCAAGGUGUCCUUCGACGUCGACCCGGCCACCUCGCAGCUGGUGCUGCGCUUCGGGCACUUCAACUCGACCCUGCUCUACGACCCAGGCACGCAAUCAAUUGCACCUUCAACCAGCCCGCUAGUGAUGGUGUGA
Acanthamoeba castellanii str. Neff is the source of this 1422-nucleotide messenger RNA. RefSeq lists its product as uncharacterized. Bases 1 to 1422 code for a protein of 473 amino acids. The transcript is spliced from 10 exons. The record is from RefSeq and is a predicted model, not a curated record. Lineage: Eukaryota; Discosea; Longamoebia; Acanthamoebidae.